Cannabis sativa is the source of this 777-nucleotide messenger RNA. RefSeq names its product auxin-induced protein 15A-like. The transcript has a single exon. Bases 114 to 410 code for a protein of 98 amino acids. Lineage: Eukaryota; Viridiplantae; Streptophyta; Magnoliopsida; Rosales; Cannabaceae. The record is from RefSeq and is a predicted model, not a curated record. Gene Ontology annotation, biological process: response to auxin.
AGGUACAUAACCACACAACUAAGUCAUCGAGUCCUCACAUUCUCUACUACAAAAUAUUUUUGUGACCUCUCUAAUAUUUCUUCUAAAGAAAAAUCACUCAACGGAAGAUCAACAUGGCAUUUGGAUUAUCUGGCUUUGUUCAGGGUAAGAAGGCUCUCCGAAGAUCGCUUUCAGGUAUCAAAGAAGCAACUUUGAAGUGUUCAAGCAUUCCAAAAGGCUACUUUGCAGUCUAUGUUGGAGAAGAUCAGAAGAAGCGUCAUGUAGUACCUCUUUCGUACCUAAAUGAGCCUUCAUUUCAAGACUUGCUUAGUAUGGCUGAACAAGAAUUCGGAUAUGAGCAUCCAAUGGGUGGACUCACAAUUCCUUGCAGUGAAGACAUCUUCAUUGAUAUCACUUCUCAGUUGAAUUGAUAAUUGUAAUUUGUAGCACUGACAUAGAUAUUUACAUAACAAAUUUUGUACAUCAUAUACUUUUACCCUUUUUCUUAGAAAAGAAAGGGAAUUUUUCUUGACUAGUUGAGAAACUAAUAAAUAGAAAUUACUCAUUAAUUUGAUAUUAACACUUGUUGUCUUUUUUAGUUAAAGUGAUCCUAAUCUUAGGUGUAUUUAUAUACUCAAUUCCCUUGAUGGGUUAUAUGAGAAAAUUAGAAUGGGAUCUAGUGAUAUAUUUUCAUAGUCGACUGCUUUAAAACCAAUACGGAUAUAUUUUGCUAUGUAAUUUUCUUGCUUUGUUCUCAGCCCAAAAUUUUCAAUAAUAUGUCUUAGGUUAGUCCAUUAA